Mus caroli (Ryukyu mouse) is the source of this 4485-nucleotide messenger RNA. NCBI's taxonomy places the organism in Eukaryota, Metazoa, Chordata, Mammalia, Rodentia, Muridae. The record is from RefSeq and is a predicted model, not a curated record.
CGGUGGGAAUGGAGCGAGCAGAUUGAGGCCGCCACUGCAGCGCCGCCAGCAUGAACUUGGCCGCGAGCUGAAGCGACGGGCGGCGGGCGGGCGCGGGGGCACCGGCCGCUAGCCAGGGGGUGAUCUUCAAUCCGGCUGGGCCAUUCGGCGGGCGCCUGGGUAGGCUGCCCGUGCCGGCGGCCGCCCGCCCCUCUGGCUCUGCCCUGGCUGCUGCUGGAGCUCCGCAACACGCCCUGUGUCUAGGUCGUUUGGAAAACGCCUUGGAGAGUCAAGAAUAAAAUUGCAGGUCAAACAAUGGAUGACUGGAAAAGUCGGCUUGUAAUCGAGAGCAUGCUUCCCCAUUUCAACAUGGUGGGAAAUCGUCAGGAGACCAGAAAGCUCCAGGAAUCGGGAACCAGUAAGAGAAGACAGGAAGGAGAGAACUUCCACUUCACAGGCAUGGCUGAUGGGAGCUAUCCUAAUAAAAUCAAAAGACCUUGCCUUGAAGAUGUCACCCUGUCUAUGGGCCCAGGUGCCCACCCUACUUCUCUCUCUACAGAGAUGCAGAUGCCCACAUUAAACAUGAAUCCCACGUCUGCAGACCUGGGAGUGGCUGGCCAAUCUUUACUCCUUGAGAACAACCCUCUGGACAGUAAUGUUGCGAAUAGCAGUGCUAUGGGCUCAGCAUUUGGGGUGCCAUCAACUGCAGACACGGGGCUGAAAGGACAUGCUGUUCCUUACUAUGAGAAAAACAACAGUGUGCCAGCUGUAGACCAAGAGCUUCAAGAUCUGCUGGAGGAACUAACCAAAAUUCAAGAACCUUCUUCAAAUGACCUUGACCUUGAGAAGAUUCUGGGGAGCAAGCCAGAAGAACCUCUGGUUUUGCAUAACCCCCAGGCCCCUCUUGGUCCUCCUGCCAAGCUUCCAGUUCAGAUGCCACAUAUGGAAAGCCUUGGAUCCAGCAAGGAGUUUGCAUCUAGCUGCAGUCAAGUUGCUGGAACAUCACUACCCAUCAUGCCCUCCUCCACGGGGAUGUGCUACUCCAUUCCUUCCAGCAGUAAGCAGAUAGUCUCAUCCAGUUCUUCAACAGCACAGGCUCAGGUCAAGAACCAGGUCCAGAACAUGCUCCCUGUCACUAUGCCUCCAUUAUCUGUGCCUCAGUGGCAUCAUGCCCACCAGCUGAAAGCACUGGCAGCCAGCAAGCAGGGAUCUGCUACAAAACAAGGUUCCAACCGCAAUUGGUCCAGUUUGCCUCCUCCGGGUCUUUCCCCACCUUACCUCCCAGUGCCAUCUCCUCACCCACCACCACCACAACCACCACCACCACCAUUCAGCCCACAGAACUUCACAGCAUCCUGCAUGUCAUCCAGUAGCUUGUCUGGCAGUGCUGUGCAAAACUCGCCCAAUGCCUUACUCUCCAGCAUGGCCCCCAGCAGCAAUGCUGCCCUUGGGCCCACCUUGCCCUAUGUUCCAGCAAAGCUCCCAGGCUUGCCUCUCAAUCAGCAACCACAAUUCAGUCCCCAGAGCUCCAUUCUUGCCAAUCUGGUGUCCUCUAGUGUCAAAAGCCCUCAAGGACACCUGAUAUCUGCUCUGCCUACCAGCACCCCAGGGCCAUCCCCACCCUACCGCCCUGAGAAUCUCUCCAGCCCUGGCUUGCCACAGCAGUCCUUCACUCCACAAUACUCUCUGAUCAGGAGCCUCACUCCCACCAGCAAUCUGCUAAGCCAGCAGCAGCAACAGCAACAACAGCAACAGCAACAACAACAACAGCAGCAGCAGCAGCAGCAGCAACAGCAGCAGCAACAACAACAACAACAGCAGCAGCAGCAGCAGCAUCAGGCAAAUUCCAUCUUUAAGCCUAUGACCAGCAGCCAGCAACCUAAAACCUUGAGUAUGAUCAUGCAGCAGGGCCUAACAAGUUCCAGUCCAGAAGCACCUGAGCCCUUUACCUUCAGCAACACCAAGCCCUUGUCACAUUUUGUUUCUGAGCCAAGCCCCCAGAAGAUGGCCUCCAUGUCUACCCACUCCAGGCAGUCAUCUUUGCUCCACUACCUGCCUCAGGCAACACCAGCACAUGCUCCUUCUGCCACUGCCUCCUCCACUGCCACUGCCACUUUGCAACUCCAGCAGCAGCAGCAGCAGCAUCAUCAACAACAACAGCAGCAGCAACCUGACCAGUCUUCAUUCCUUCUGCAGCAGAUAAUGCAGCAACCCCAGCGCUUUCAGCGCAUGAUGGCUUCUGAUUCUAUGCCUGCUCUGCCUGGACAGCCAGAGAAGCAGAGAUCAGGUCCUAUGGCAAUGACCCCUAAACAGCAGAAUGUGUGUAUCGCCCAGCAGAUAACUCAAUUUCAAGCAGUACAAGAACAAGUCAUCUCCAAGUGUAACCAAACCAAGAAGGGUCCCCCAUCCAACCAGCAAAAGAUGCCACCCAAAACUGAGCUCCUUCAGGACAAUCAGAUUCCAAGAAUAUUACCACCCACAAGUCACAUGGGUGUUUUGUCAUCAACUCUGAAGAAGCAGCAAGUCAACACCGGCCUUCCAUUUCCCAUCUCCUCAGGCUUGGGUCAGGAUUCCCUGAAUAGUCUUGGCUCUGUCUGUCCCAAAGCCAAGGCCAUGCCCUUAGAAGUGCCCCUGUCCAAGCUCUGUAUCAGUCUCCUGGGCAGCCAAUCCUUGACUCCCCACCAACUCAGUCUCCCCAGUGUGCCAAUGAUGUCUUCAGUGUUCAGUAAUGCAGUCUGGACAGUGGCAGCUGCAACUGUAGCCACGCCAGUUUCAAAGGAAUCACCCCUGAGCCAAGUAGAUAAUAGAAUUGUGCCGCAUUUUGAUAGCAACUCCAUCAUCUUUGCCAAGGCACCCAUGAGUAUACCCCCAACAGAUCUAGUAUUUCCGUCUCAGAAGGUUGUGGUCCAGGCCAAUCAGAUGGCCCGAGGAGCCAGGCCUGGCCAGAAGGUGUGUGCUGCUCUGGCCAGCCACAGAUUCAGCCUACUGGGCAAUCAGAACCUUGUGCAGAACCCAGCACAGGGGCCCGUGCCUGUGUUGAGCACCAAGUCCCUCCAACAGAGCAUAGCCAGCUGCUCUCCCAUGAGUCCCAUUCAGGGACUAGAGCCUCCAAGCUAUGCAGCUGCUACUGCUGCUACUAGCCAGUCCCUAGGUACAUUGAUUCGAAUGGGCACAUCCCCUGAGACACAGGACAAUGUCUUGCCUCAGGCCCAGUCCCCAAUAGAUGGUCUGAUUUCACCAUCAUCUGCAGGCAGUGAGGUGGAUUUCAUGGAAGAGCUUUUGGAAGGCUCCAGUGUGGCCCCAGAUGAAGACUGGGUGUGCAACUUGAGGCUGAUAGAUGGCAUUUUGGAGCAGCAUGCUGCUGCCCAAAAUGCUACAGCCCAGAAUGCUGACUAAGUCACCCAGGGUGCUGAGGAGCUAUAAAUCAAAGUAGGCUGCUCCAGAAAAGCCCCAUGCCAUCACUCAAAGGAGUGGCCUGAAUCUUCAGCCAGCUUGAAACUGGCCCCAGACACCCACACUAGGGUCAUAGUCUGAAUUCUAUCAGCCCUACCCGUCCCUCUAUCUACCUGAUAAAUAAAAAGCUGGUGAUUUUUCAAGCUACUUGUACAUAUUUGAAAAUUUUGUAAAUGGUUUUCCUAAUCAUAAAUGACAGAAGUAUUUAUACUUGGUUUUGUGGCUUUGUAAAUAAAGUGGCAGCUUUGGUUUCAAUAGAGUUGUGUUUAUUAUACAUUGUUCCAAAUAUGCAGACUGUGUUGUUCGCUCCAGUGAUAACCUUGUUAAACCAGGUGGCUGAGUCACUGAGGUUUUCAUGCCACGAGAGACGUGGAUGUGACCAAGGGGUGUUGUGCAAACUGACAAAUGCCAACUAGAAAGCCACUUGGUCAUUACAUUUCCACUCCAUUACAAACUGUACUACCCAAUGUGACUCUUAGUCUUUUGCAAGCCUUGAAGUCUCAGCUAGUUCUUUCCUAAUGAACAUUUACAGCAAAAGUCACCGUAUGGUUAAGUGUCCCACAGACACACUCAUGGGAGGCCAAGAGUGUCCUUUAGGUUUGGUUAAGAGAGGUGCAGAAAUAGCCUGUGAGCUGAGCACUGUGUGAGCUGGCCACCUUGAGGAACUAGAGCGUUCCCUUCCCUUUGUCACCUAUGGUGAUCUUCAGCUGCAGAGAAAGCCCCAGCUUUAGAUAGCUUUGGUGCACCAUCACAGAGUAAUGCUUUAAAGUCUGCUUUAAACCAUUUGACACUCAUUUUGAUGUGAAUCUCUGUGGCUUGGGGGGAAAGUCUGUAAACAUUAAUGGUUGAUUUGGGGUUUGUCUUUAAUGGUUUCUAUUUGCAGUUCUUGUCAUGUAUAUUUAAGUGUCUGUUAGAGAAACUCCACAGCCACUGUCCUGUAAACUUUGCUCAGUGUCCAGAUUUUGUGUAAUCACAUUUUAAUUGACACCCUGUAUUUUGAUUCAACAUUUGAGAUCUGGCAUCUAUUUUGAGUCAGUGAUUUUUUUUUGUUGG